Molecule: messenger RNA, 975 nt
Organism: Pocillopora verrucosa
Lineage: Eukaryota; Metazoa; Cnidaria; Anthozoa; Scleractinia; Pocilloporidae
Product: adenosine receptor A2b-like
Biological process (GO): G protein-coupled receptor signaling pathway
Cellular component (GO): membrane
Molecular function (GO): G protein-coupled receptor activity
Source: RefSeq, a predicted model, not a curated record
AUGAGCGAAUUUUAUUGUAACGAGUCUUUCCAGUAUUAUCCCUCCAAGCGAGACUUCAAAGAUCUUCGGUCAACCAUUAUCGCCAACUGUAUCUUCAACAGUUUUCUAACUCAUACUGCCAUCAUGUUGAACAUUGUGACAAUUUAUGCGAUACACACAGCUGCAACAAUUGCAAAACCUUUAAAAACGCUUCUUCUGCACCUAGCCUUUUCUGAUGUGGCUGUCGGUUUCUUAUGUCACCCAGUUUACACUUCACUUCUUGUCAAGUGGUUACAAAUGGAGAAUCCAAGCUGUAACGUUUACCGAAUCCUAAGUAAUUCUGGCCAUUUAUUAGCAAUUGCGUCGUCUUUAGGUGUUGUGGCUGUAAGUAUGGACAGGUUCUUAGCUGUUCAUCUUCACCUCAGAUACCAAGAGCUUGUGACUCACAAGCGUGUUGUUUAUAUGGUGAUCUCAAUAUGGGUGUACAGUAUAUUUGUUUCUUCAAUGACAUUGUGGGGGCUACGUAGAACUCCAAAUGCUUUUAGUUCAGUUACUGUAGCUAUCGGCUUUAUUCUCAUAUUUGCAUUCUAUAUCAAGAUUUAUUUAACUGUCCGAAAGCACAAGAAUCAGAUACAGUCCAUGCAAAUUCGAGAAGAAGCUCAGUCAGAUGAGAUAAAAAAAUUUGCUGCCCUCAUUAAAUCUACGAUUAGUAUUUUCUACGUAGCUAUCGUGUUUGCAGUUUGUCAUCUGCCUUUUCACAUUUGCUCGGUUGGUUUUAAAAUCUCUGGCUCGAGCAUUGCUUUAAAAAAAUUUAAUCUUCUCUCAGUGACCCUCAUCUUUCUUCAUUCAUCACUGAACCCUGUCAUCUACUGUUGGAAGAUGAGACAUGUUCGACACGCUAUCAUAAACAUACUUCGCAAGAUGUCUCGGAGCAGAAAUCAGCCACCCCGCCUAAUUUUCAAUCGGUCUUCAAGGGUCGUUCCUGAUAAUUACUGA